AUGACGGCUAAAUGGUCAGGCUUGAAAGCAAAAUCCAGAAUAACCGCACCCACCUGCGAAAUGGUAGUGCGGGAUUCGGAGCGAGUGGAGGGUAGUCACGUCGGAGAGGAAGCGACUGAAGUUGAGAUUGAGUUGAUAUCGAACCAACCUCUCCCUCUCUCUCUCUCUCUCUCUCUCUCUCUCUCUAUCUAUCUAUCUAUCUACCUAUCUAUCUUGUUUUGGGAUUUUGUUUAUUUUCCUUCUUUCAUUUUUUUCCGGCUGGAAUUUUCUUCAUUUUCUUUCUUUCAUGUUUUAAUUUUCUUAAUUUUUCUUCUUUUAUAUUUUAAUUUUGGGAUUUUCUUCAUUUUCCUUUUUUCAUGUUUUAAUGCUGGUAUUUUUUUUUCAUUUUCAUUCUUUUAUAUUUUAAUCCUGGAACUUUCUUCAUUUUCUUUCUUUCAUGAUUUACUGCUGGGAUUUUCUUCACUUUCCUUCUGCCAUGAUUUUAUCAUUUUCUUUCUUUCAUGUUUUAAUCCUGGGAUUUUCUUCAUUUUCUGUCUUUCAUAUGUUAAUACUGGGAUUUUCUUCAUUUUCCUUCUUUCAUGUCUGCAUUUUUCUCAUUUUGCUUUGGUUUUUCUUGCCUUCUUUUUUUCUGUUUUUUCUUCUCUUUUUUUCUUUUUCAUUAUUCAUAUAUUUUUGUUUGUUUUUUUUAAUUUCUACUUAUUUUUCUUUAUACAAAUUUCUUUAUUUAUUUUUAUUUUUUCAAACAUUUUUCAAUGUCUUUUCUUUUUCCCUAUGCCUGAAUUUGUCAUCCUUUUUUUUCUUUCUUUUUUUUUCUUUUUUACAUAUGACAUUUCUAUCUAUCUAUCUAUCUAUCUAUCUAUCUAUCUAUCUAUCUAUCUAUCUAUCUAUCUCAUUUUGUUCGUAUCUAUCUAUCUAUCUAUCUAUCUAUCUAUCUAUCUAUCUAUCUAUCUAUCUAUCUAUCUAUCUAUCUAUCUAUCUAUCUAUUUCCUAUCUAUCUAUCUAUCUAUCUAUCUAUCUAUCUAUCUAUCUAUCUAUCUAUCUAUCUCAUUUUCCCUUUCUAUCUAUCUAUCUAUCUAUCUAUCUAUCUCAUUUUGUUCGUAUCUAUCUAUCAUCUAUCUAUCUAUCUAUCGCAAUCUAUUAUCUAUCUCAUCUAUCUAUCAUAUCUAUCUAUCUAUCUAUCUUUUCUUUGUAUUUCCGUCGCUUCAAAUCUAUUCAAAUUGUCAUAUCUAUCUAUCUAUCUAUCUAUCUAUCUAUCUAUCUAACUCUUCUUAUAUAACUAUGCAACUAUCUCAGUCUAUUGGUAUCUAUCUCAGUCUCUUCAUAUCUAUCUAUCUAUCUAUCUCAUCUAUCUAUCUCACAUAUAGUGUUGACUCCUGUAUACACACUGCAUCUAUCUAUCUAUCUAUCUAUCUAUCUAUCUAUCUAUCUUAG
Acanthosepion pharaonis is the source of this 1431-nucleotide messenger RNA. NCBI's taxonomy places the organism in Eukaryota, Metazoa, Mollusca, Cephalopoda, Sepiida, Sepiidae. The record is from the annotation of a GenBank genome assembly.